Molecule: messenger RNA, 4520 nt
Organism: Pogoniulus pusillus (Red-fronted tinkerbird)
Lineage: Eukaryota; Metazoa; Chordata; Aves; Piciformes; Lybiidae
Gene: VAV2
Product: vav guanine nucleotide exchange factor 2
Exons: 30
Coding region: 495-3233 (912 amino acids)
Biological process (GO): regulation of GTPase activity; cell migration; intracellular signal transduction
Cellular component (GO): cytoplasm
Molecular function (GO): protein binding; guanyl-nucleotide exchange factor activity
Source: RefSeq, a predicted model, not a curated record
CUCCCGCCUGCCCGGGGCGGGGGCACGGAGCUCCCACCCUCGGCAACGGCGGCCCCGGCGCCAGCUGCGCGCCCGCGCAGGUGGGGCUCGGCUCGGCGGAACUUUGCUUCGGGGCACUGCGCGGUGCGGAGCACGACACGAAGUUAGCUGGGGGUGACCCUUACCGUGCCCGGUUCUUUGCCGCCGCCGCCACCUCCCACCCUCCGCAGCACUCCUCCCGCUUUGUUCCCGGGAGGAUGCGACGCGCCUAACCCCGGCCCAGGCGGUGGGGCCGCGGCGGGGGCAGGGGCAGCCGGAAAACUCCGCGCCGCCCCUCUUCUUCCUCCUCCUCCUUCCUCCUCCUGCAAACCCCGGCGCGGAGCGAUGCUUCCCCGGGCGGCGGGCGGCGAUGGAGCGCGGCCGUAGCGCGCUGGAGCCGCGGUGCGGAGCAGCCGCGCGCUGCCCCUGAGCGAGCAGCAGCAGGAGGAGGAGGAGGAAGAGGAAGGCCGGCGGCCAUGGAGGAGUGGAGGCAGUGCGGGCGCUGGCUGAUCGACUGCAAAGUUUUGCCCCCCAACCACCGGGUGGUCUGGCCCUCGGCGGUGGUCUUCGACCUGGCGCAGGCGUUGCGGGACGGGGUGCUGCUGUGCCAGCUGCUCCACAACCUGUCCCCCGGCUCCAUCGACCUCAAGGACAUCAACUUCAGGCCGCAGAUGUCCCAGUUUCUCUGCCUGAAGAACAUCAGGACCUUCCUCAAAGUGUGCCACGACAAGUUUGGGCUAAGGAGCAGUGACCUGUUUGAUCCCUUUGACCUCUUUGACGUGCGGGACUUUGGGAAGGUGAUCUCUGCAGUAUCCAGACUCUCCUUCCACAGUAUUGCCCAAACCAAAGGAAUCAGGCCCUUCCCAUCAGAGGAGACCACAGAAAAUGAUGAUGAUGUGUACAGGAGCCUGGAGGAGCUGGCAGACGAGCAUGACCUGGGGGAGGACAUUUACGACUGCGUCCCCUGUGAGGAUGAAGGUGAUGACAUCUAUGAAGAUAUCAUCAGAGUGGAAGUUCAGCAGCCCAUGAUCAGAUACAUGCAGAAAAUGGGAAUGACAGAAGAUGACAAAAGAAACUGCUGCUUGCUGGAGAUCCAAGAGACAGAGGCCAAAUACUACAAGACACUUGAAGACAUAGAGAAGAACUACAUGAACCCCCUGCGCCUGGUGCUGACUCCCCAGGACAUGGAAGCUAUCUUCAUCAAUCUGGAGGACCUAAUUAAAGUGCACUUCAGUUUCCUGAGAGCCAUCGAUGUCUCCAUGAUGUCUGGAGGAAGCAGCCUGGCAAAGGUGUUUCUGGAAUUCAAAGAGAGGCUGCUGAUCUAUGGCAAGUACUGCAGCCACAUGGAGUAUGCCCAGAACACACUCAACCACCUCCUCGCCAACCGGGAGGACGUCAGGCAGAAGGUGGAGGAAUGCACCCUGAAGGUCCAGGAGGGGAAAUUCAAGCUGCAAGAUCUGUUGGUGGUUCCCAUGCAGAGAGUCUUGAAGUACCACCUGCUGUUAAAAGAGCUGCUCAGCCACUCCUCAGAGCGACCAGAGAAGCAGCAGCUGAAGGAGGCUCUGGAAGCGAUGCAGGACUUGGCCAUGUACAUCAAUGAAGUGAAGAGGGACAAAGAGACCCUGAAGAAAAUCAGUGAGUUUCAGAGCUCCAUAGAGAAUCUGCAAGUGAAGCUGGAGGAGUUCGGGAGGCCGAAGAUCGACGGCGAGCUGAAGGUCCGCUCCAUAGUCAACCACACCAAGCAGGACAGGUAUUUGUUUUUGUUUGAUAAAGUGGUGAUUGUCUGCAAAAGGAAAGGCUACAGCUAUGAGCUGAAGGAGAUCAUUGAGCUGCUCUUCCACAAGAUGACCGACGACCCCAUGAACAACAAGGACAUCAAGAAGUCUCAUGGGAAGAUGUGGUCCUAUGGCUUCUACCUGAUUCACCUUCAGGGCAAGCAGGGCUUCCAGUUCUUCUGCAAGACAGAGGAGAUGAAGAGGAAAUGGAUGGAGCAGUUUGAAAUGGCAAUGUCCAACAUCAAACCAGAGAAAGCCAAUGCAAACCAUCACAACUUUCAGAUGUACACCUUUGAGAAGACUACCAACUGCAAAGCCUGCAGGAUGUUCCUGAGAGGAACCUUCUACCAGGGCUACCUUUGCCCCAAGUGUGGAGCAGGUGCUCAUAAGGAGUGCUUGGAGAUCAUUCCUCCCUGCAAGAUGGGUUCUUCAGCAGACCAGGAUUCCCUGGGUGCUGGACCUGGGCCCAAGAUGGUGGCUGUGCAGAACUACCAUGGGAACCCAGCCCCCCCCGGGAAGCCAGUGCUGACCUUUCAAAUGGGGGACGUGAUCGAGCUGCUGAGGGGGGACCCUGACUCCCCGUGGUGGGAGGGCAGGCUGCUGCAGACCAAGAAGUCAGGUUACUUCCCCAGCAACUCAGUGAAGCCCUGCCCAGUGGAUGCAAGGCCCCCCAACAGCCGUCCACCCUCACGGGAGAUCGACUACACAGCCUACCCAUGGUUUGCAGGGAACAUGGAGAGGCAGCAGACAGACAACCUGCUCAAGUCUCACGUCAGUGGCACCUACCUGAUCAGGGAGCGCCCAGCCGAGGCCGAGCGCUUUGCCAUCAGCAUUAAGUUCAACGAGGAGGUGAAGCACAUCAAGGUAGUGGAGAAGGACAACUGGAUCCACAUCACGGAAGCCAAGAAGUUUGAAAGCUUGCUGGAGCUGGUUGAGUACUACCAGAGCCAUUCACUGAAGGAGAGCUUCAAGCAGCUGGACACCACCCUCAAGUACCCCUACAAGUCCCGAGAGCGCUCCACCUCCAGGACCUUCACCCGCUCCCCAGUCCUCAGGGCCUCAACUUUUCUUCUCAGAGCUCCUCCAGUCCCUUCUGGUCAGUGUUCACCCCGCGGGUGGUGGGGACGGCGGUGGCUCGGUACAACUUCGCGGCGCGGGACAUGCGGGAGCUGUCGCUGCGGGAAGGAGACGUGGUCAAGAUCUACAGCAGGAUUGGUGGGGACCAGGGAUGGUGGAAAGGGGAGACCAACGGCAGAGUCGGUUGGUUCCCCUCGACGUACGUGGAGGAGGAAGGAGUGCAGUGAGCGAGGGAUGUCUGAUGGAAAGGUCAUCAAGUGCCCAGAGCAAGCCACUGCAGACCCUGCACACUCGUCCCCAUGCCCACAGCUGCUGCUGAGCCAUGGCUGGACACCUCCAGGACUGCUCCUGCAGCCUCUUUAGCAACCUGUCCCUCUGUACAGUGUGUGUGUGCCGGGGCCAGCGCCGGCCUGGCCCCUGCUGCCCGUGCAGGAGGUCGAUGCUCUGCUGGCUCACGGUGGUGUGGCAGCUGCAGAAGGUCCCAGGAAAGCCACAUCCUCCUGCAUGGACAGAGCUGAGAGACUCUGUGCGGUGCCCACCAGAGGAUGGGGGGGGCUUCCAAACCCCUUCUAGCAAAGGUAGAUGGUGGUGGAAGGGUGAGGCUGAAGGUUGGUACCUGGGUGUGCCACGGUGAGAAUUUGGAGUGGGGGGGGGGUUCAGAAGGGAGGGAGUGACUUGGCCCUGAGGAGAUGAGGUGGACUUCCUGCCGUGCUGCUCCCCUGGGCUCCUCCAGACUGGGAUUCUGACAGCCUCCGUGGAUGCAACUGGGAUGAGAAGGGAGAGUGGGGAUGCCCAGCCCAGGAGGAGGAGGAAAGGGCUGUUGCUCGUCUCUGGAAGAUGCCAGCUGUGACACCAGGAGCAUGAAAGACUGGAAGUGGAUCUCCAGGUCAGACAGGAGAGGAAAGAGCCACUUUGGAAUCCCAAGGCCAUUUCCUUCACACACCUCCCACCUCAGUGCCACCAGCCUGGCUGCAGGCAGAGCAGGCAGCCCGGGGGGCAGUCUGGUCCCACUGGUGUCAGCACACUGCAAGACUGGAGAUGCACUUUGCCACACGAGGGCUUUGGAGGCCACCAAGGCACCAGGUACAUGCAGAGGAGUGGCCAGGAGGGUGCAUCCAUGGGUCUGCGGUGCCCUCACUGCCUGCUUGGCACCCUGAGCCAGGCUGCCUCCUCCUGCAGCUGUGACACAAGUCCCACCCCGCUGAGCUCGGGGGUGGGGGGAUGCACCCACCUGAGGAAGGGCUACACCACAGACUCCUCACUUCUCUCACCGAGCUGUGAAAGCUUCCAACUCUCCAUCCUCAGCUGUCUGCACUUUGAGGGGGGGCUGCCAGCAUUGCCCCCUCCUCCCCCUCCCACAGCCUGUUACUGCUGCUGUCAAGGUCCGUCUGUCCUGGCAUUGCCACCGUGUCCUGAGCACCUUCCAUCCCAGUCUGUCCUUGCCCACAGUUGGUGGGCAGAGCUGCUGCUGAGUGGAGACCCCAACCAUCAUCUUCUGCCAGGCACUGGCUUCGCCCUCCAGCUCCACACUUUCCUUCCAGAGUGCAAAUACAAAGAAAGAUGUGUGGCAGGGAACAGCCUCCCAAGACCUGAGCCUCCAGGAGAUGCCCUCCAGCCUCUCUCUAAUAAAGUGGCAUUUUGAGCUGCUUC